Messenger RNA from Caenorhabditis auriculariae, 9113 nucleotides. NCBI's taxonomy places the organism in Eukaryota, Metazoa, Nematoda, Chromadorea, Rhabditida, Rhabditidae. The record is from the annotation of a GenBank genome assembly.
AUGUUGAAACUCGUGGAUGGAAGAAUACUCUAUUACACGAGUCGUCGGACCAAAUGGCGGGAUUCUUUUCGUCAGGGCGAAUUUUCUGGCGAUGUUGACGCCGUCAAACCCACACACAUAAUUGUAGGAGCUGGAAGUGCUGGAUGUGUUCUUGGUGAGCGUUUGUUCAACAGUUCUCCGAAACGAUUCUUGAAUAAAUUAAUGAAUCAGCAGAACGAAUCGAAUCAAACGGAAAGUCAGGUAAAAUUCGUUAUUCUUGAAAAUCGCUUUUUUUUUUAAAUAUAGAAAAGCAACUUUUGUGGAGAAACCUCAUAGCUCAUUCACCUCUGACUGGGGAAACCUCAAAUAUCGUUGAGAUUAUACACAAUUAGCGAAACGGUUGCGAAAAUAUUUUUAAACGUCUCCUUCCAUUUCAUGUAACAGUUUGAUAGGGUAUAUUUCAACUUGGAUACGAGUAAAAUUCAAAUAUAUGCAUUAGAAGGUCAAAAAUACGGUAGAAAGAACUAACACAAGCGGAAACUGUGAUCUCAUUGGAAACGAUUAGAAAAUAUAGCUUGGUAAAUGCCCUCUAUUUUUUCUUAUUGUUUUUUUCUGGAACCUUUCAUCCAAGAUAGCCAUUUCAGGCUGAAAGACAAAACUUUUCAGCACAUCGUCUGACGGAAAACCCGUCGAAUCGCGUUCUUCUGAUAGAGGCCGGCCCGAAGGAUCACCAGUGGGACUGGCGGAUCCACAUGCCCGCCGCUCUCAUGUACAAUCUCUGUCAUCAAACCUACAACUGGUUCUAUCAUACGACCUCCCAGCAAAAUCUCAAUGAUCGGGUCAUUUAUUGGCCUCGUGGAAGGUUUACCUUCAGAAAGGAAUUGACGUAUUCACAAAAAUCUAACCAUUGAAUGCUUUUAUCUUACAAUGUAACCUAAGUUUGAGAAAAAUACAUCCUUAGGAGCUCCAGAGGUCAUAGGGCACUUAGGAGCCCACGAAGGUUCCUCUAUAGGGACCUCUUUACCUUCCCUUAGGGGCCACUCAAGCUUGCAAAGUGGCCCCUUUAGGUGACAUGCUAGUUGAUUUUUCUCGACAGAGGAUGAAUUGUUCAAGUUUAUCUUUUCAAUUUUCAAAUCUGGACAAAAAAUGAAGACCCUGUGGGGACCAUUUCAAUUUUAGGGGCGUAUGUUUCAGGGGGCAGAUCAUAAAACCCUAUAGCUCUACAAGAAGCGUGCACGGUGCGAGCACUGAUUUCGCACUUUCUUUGUUGCACGGUGCAUGUUGUCGUUUUGCACCUCGCAGUUUUGGGUCUUUUUCAGUGCGCAUGGGGUGCAACACCGCACGGUGCUGACACUCCGAAUCAGAAAAUUGGGUAUUCGAAAUCUUGUCAAUUCAGUCCAUUUCUCUAAGUUCUACAUGUUAUUUAUAUUUUUUUUUUUCGUUUUAGUAAUGAUUUUUUUCGUUAGAAAAGUCGGAUGAUGGAGAAAGAAAAGGCCUAAAUCGAGUAGCAAAGCAUGUUUAGUUUUGUGGUUCAGAGUGUCAGCACCGUGCGGUGUUGCACCACAUGCGCACUGGAAAAGACCCAAAAUUGCGAGGUGCAAAACGACAACAUGCACCGUGCAGCAAAAAAGUGCAAAAUCAGUGCACGCUUCUUGUAGAGAGGAAUCACCUUAAUUUUACCACUAUAGGCGCCACUUUUUGCCCCCUAUAGGGACUGUUUUUCUCCCUAAUCCUUUUAGGGAUCUCUUUAGCGCUCCUAAGUCCGUUGAAUAGAAAACCUGCGAAAGUCCUAUUAAAGGCAUAGAGGCAGUAAAAAAUGGGGUUUCAGGUGAAAGCAGUAUCUUAUAUAGUUUUUCUUGGGGAAUCGAAUGCUGCACUCAAAAAAAUUACAGAUGUGACUACUUUAGAAGAAAAACGCGAUUUUACUUUCCCGCCUUUAAUUUUGAAAAAAGCUUUGGAUCGGUGUGCAGACAACUGAUUACCGUAUUCGUGCACGCGAUGUUGUUAAACCCGUGUUUCUGAGGUUAUUUUAGUCUCAGUUGGGCUAAAACGGGGGAACAACGGGUGUAAGAAAAAUAUGUAACCCAGCUGGGCUAAAGCGGGGUCUCAGUUGGGCUAAAAAGUGCCAAAAGUUCUAUCAGCUGGGCUUAUACGUAGGGACCGCAGGCCAAUUUCCAAAGUCAGUGAUAUAAAGUUGAAACCUAUAUGAAAAAGAAAGCUGAUGGCAAUUGAGAGCUAACUGCGAAAAACAGAAAAAGAAAAAAAUAUGAAAAAAAUGAAAAAAGUUAUAAGCAAAAAAAGUGGCGAAAUCGGGGAACCACUUUUUGUGUAGAAACUUUCGUCAGGGUCGCAGGAAAAGGGGCGUGUUUAUAGAUGCCGCGCGCUCCUUGCUGUGCGUUAAUUCACGCAGGAGACGUUUCGAAAAACAUAUUUAUUUGAGUUUUUUUAGAAGUUUUUAAAUGAAAUAUUAGAGUUUUCAUAUUGAAUAUUGCUCUUUUUCAAUAUCAGCCUACUCUUCAAGCACUCACUCUGCUGAAAAAGCGAGUUUUGAAGAAGGUUUCAAUGCAUUUCGUAAAAAAAGAAAAAUAACCGACAAAAAUAGACCUCUGCGAAGGACGAACAGCAUUAAACCGAAUUGAAAAAUGUAACAGUCUACUAAGAAAUUUACUGAAAAAGUAUGUAAAUAAUCACCAAGUCCUUUUUUUCAGAGAGUUUUUUUAAAAAAAAAGGGCGAAAGCGUUUUUUUACUUUUGAUUUUCUACUUCUUUUUAUUUUUUUCUCUAAAGUUUGUGCGUCUACAUGGAGUGUAUCGUAGACAAUUUUUUUCAGAAUUCUUUACUUGACAUUCUGAAAAAAAUUCAUAAAAAAGUUGAGUAAAAAGCGAAAUUUAAUACUUUUCUCGCUGCUAUAAUGGAUAUAAUGAUAUAGGAAAAAAAGAUUCCAAUUAUGAAAUGAGUAAAAAGCAACUAUAAAGCCACAAUAAAAUGAGAAAAACUUGAAUAGAAUACAUAAAUAGUUAAAAAAAAACCUUCUUCACACUUUCGAAAAAUUUCGUGGCCUUCGCGGUGUCUGCAGAUUUCCAGCGACGCGCAGUUUUAAAAAUAACUUUCGAGCGUUUAAAUAAACCAUACUUUUCAGGCCAUCCUAGGAAUUUUUUUAUUUUUUGAUAUGUUGUAGAGAAAUGUCUAAUGUUUGAUAUUAUUAAAUAAAAAAACUUGCCCAGAACGCUUUGGGCCGUUUUCAAAGCGUUACGAAAAAACCGAAAUUUUAAGCUUUCAUAUAAACUAUAUAAUCGAUGAAAAAAACUUAGUUUUCUAUUUUUUUAAAAUUUGCAAACAACUGCAAACAACCGUUUAAAAAAAUAUAAUCAGUAAUUAUCGAUUGCGUUUUUUUCGAAAAAUAAGGAAUUUCGAAAAAUCGUGAUUUUCAAAUUGCGUUAUUUUUUUGAGGCCAACCAUAGAAUUUUUUUAUUUUUUUGCCAGAAUAUGCGUUUUUUUAGUUGCUUUAUGAUAUUCAAGAAUAAAAAAAGUUGCCCAGAAACUUUCAAGAAAAAACGGGAUUUUUAUCCGUUUUCGGCCACAAAUGCGUUUUAAAAACUGUCGUCGUACAUUCUUAUUUCUCAUUUUUCAGUAUUUUCUUUUAUGUAGGAUUGUUAAGCAUAGCCGAUUGUAUGUUUCCCCAAUUUUUUUCCCCAAAUCGGUACAAGAAAAACUGUUUUAAAAAUAUAAAAAAAGAACCAAAAUGCAACGAAAAAUGACGAAGUUUUUUUUGAACAGCGAAGUGGGCGUGGCUCUGCGGUCCCUACUUAUACGGGUUUAAUACGGGGGCACCCGCGGAGACCCCGUGUUAGCACGGCUGGGUUACCCUGCUCAGCAUUCGAGAAGAUGGCGUCCAUAGAGCAACUUUACUGCAAAGCGCCCUUUUUGGCGGGAACUAAAACUUUCCUCUCUCCGACUUUGAAUUAUUUUUUCUCCAAAACUAGGAAGUUCGGUACGUUUUCAAGUUCACCGUUCGAUUCGCAAUGAAAAGCUCUACAAAGUACUGCUUUGAACUGAAACACCGUUUUUUACUGCCCCUAUGCCUUUAAAAAUCAUUUAAAAAAUUGCUCCGCCCCUAAUGGUGCGACAAACCAAUCAGAGAGCGAGCCAUUCACAGAGUGUUUUUGAAUGACGUCAUUGCACUUGACAUUUUAAAUCUGAACAGACUAUAUAGAUCAUUCACGGCUAGCUUGGGACUCUAAGGGGCGUGUCCUGUCUGCGCUCUCCAUGAGUCAGGCGCUAUCUCGUCCAUUAUCGUGUCAGGACCUAUUUUUCGAGGGCUCAAGCCAGACGUGAAUCAGCUAUAACUGCCGAGAUAAACGCGAGACGCUGGCGGUAAAUUGACGAACUUACAAACAUCUCGCUUUUUUCUUGCGCCGGUCUCGUAUUUUUCUUGACACGAGCUCGCAUUUAUAUCGCAAUUUGAAAGUUUCCGAAAUGCAGAGUUGCGCCGAGAUAGAUGCGAGAUCGCGCCUAGAAAAAAGCGACAUGUUUGCGAGUUCGUCAAUGUACCGCCACCGACCUCGCGUUUAUUUCGGCAGUUAUUCUUAGUGUACCAGGCGGUCGUUUGAAUGAGCAAAAAGGAAGGAAACUCGAACGUUUUUUCCUUUCUUUUUUUCAAAAUUCUGAAGAUCCACUGUGAGCUAGUUAAGGGCGUUUCCUUGUAAUAGGAAGAACGGAAUAAAUUAGAAAAAUGUUGAAUUUUCAUUUGGAAUGCAGAGUGUGGGGCGGAAGCUCUUCGCUCAACGCCAUGUGCUACGUCCGGGGACACGCCUCAGACUACGACCGGUGGGGCAAAGAAGGCGCUGAAGGAUGGUCCUACGCCUCCUGUCUCCCCUACUUCAAAAAGUCCGAGACCUACUCCCACGUCAAGGUAUUUCCGUUUGAAUCUCUUCUUUUUCCGUCAGUUUCUUGGCUUUCCAUUAUUGUGUCGUAUAAAAACGGUGACUUGAUAUGUUUUGGAUAAUGUGUCUGAAGAAGAAAAUUGAAGGUUUCUGAGAAGUUUGGAAGGUUUUCAAGUAGGUGGAGUUCGUUUGAAAAGAUAUGGUUGAGAUUAAUACAUUUAAUAGAGGAUUGAAGGAGCUGCGCUAGAAGGUCAUUGAAAUGCUAUUUCUUGACUUGCUUUCAGCCGAAUCCAUUUUUUUGCAAAAAAAUCGAGAAAUUUUCGAUUAUUUAAAAAAAUUAUUUCGAAUCAACAUUAAUCUCUUUCUUUUUUUGAAUUACGGAUUUUGGAAUUCUCAAUUUUUUUAAAAUCUUUUUUUCUCAAGUGUAUCAAAAAUUUCUGGUAUGACAACGCACAUAGAAAGAGAAAGGAGUAAUGAAAUAAAUCAUUAAAAAAGAUAAGUAUAUUUUUCAUUGAAAAAGAUUGGCUUCUUUUACUCUUUUUUUAUGAUUUAGAAAAGCACUAGUAAAGCUAGGUAUAUUCAACGGAAGUUUUGUAGAGCUAAACGCAAUAGAACCUUAGAAUUUGCCAGAUUGGGAUGAAAAUCAAGAAGUCGAAAAGAUACAGACAUGAUUGGCCAAUUUUUGGUAUGAUCGAAGUCGAAUAGAGUUUAAGCGGGCGAUCACGGGGGCUGCAGAAAUUUAAAGUGUUACAAACAGGAACACUUUUUUUCAAUCGCUUUAACAUGGUCGAGAGAAUGUUGAACUUCUUUGAUUUGAUUGAAAUCGUGAUAAGCUCUUUUCAGGGCACAGAAGACCCUUAUCGCGGACACGACGGACCUCUGCACGUCAUCAGAGCCCCCGCAGACCAUCCCCUGCAUCAGUGAGCCCGUCUCUCAGUUUCUUUGACAACUUCAUCUUUGCGCUGAAGAGCCUGGCUGCAAGUCGGCAAGGACCACGCGAUCGGCUCGAGCGACGACAUGAACGGCUUCAAGCAAGAAGGCGUCUCCCACAUGGACAUGACCAUCCACAACGGAGAGCGGUUCGACAUUCUCCUUGUUUGGCGGAAAAACUCCUGAGAGAGAUUUUUGCCACAUGAUCUUCUGCUCACAAAUUAGCCUUUUGUCAAAAAAAAACUUUUAAUUGUGAUGAGUGGAGGAACUGAAAUACAUGCUGCUGAACUUCUUAAUUUUUGAAAAGUAACACUUAAGUUUCACGUUUCCAGGUACUGUGAAACCGAAUUUCUUUUCUGAAAAACGGUAUUUAUUUAGUUUUGUAUCUUAAAAGCUCUAAUCCAGUACUUCUGAAACUUGUCCAAUUUUAAAAACUUUUUUCAAAUUCUGAGUUACUUCUCUUGAAAUAAAAAGCCUCAUUUUCCAAUUUUAAUUUUCAAAAGAACAUUUUCUGAACUUUGAUCGACUGUGGAAUCUAUAGAUGGAGCGCCUCCAAAGCCUACCUUCAUCCAGUUCUGAAAAGACCCAACUUGAUAACUUCUUCCGGCAUCACCUGUACAAAAGUUUUAUUCAACAAGAAGAAAGCGAUCGGAAUCGAGUACAUUCGGUUGGCGAUCGAGGAGAGCCUUAGAAACGACUUUUAUUUAGGAAUCUCAACUUUUUGGGGACGGAAAAUGUGGAUUCUUACAGUAGAGAGAAGGUCUACUGUAGUGGCGACGUCAUCCUGAGUGGCGGUUUGUUUUUAUUCCCCGAAGCUUUUUCGCAUUGGAACUGAAUCAUUGAUUCGAAGGCGCCAUCAACAGUCCGCAGUUGCUCAUGCUCAGUGGCGUCGGGCCGGCGGAUCACCUGAGAAGUCACGAUAUUCCGGUCGUUGUCGAUUUGCCUGGCGUCGGACAGAAUCUGCAGGUGAGAAAUUUUCUCGCACGGAUCGCCACAACUUUCCGCAGGAUCACCUGGAAAUCUACGUGCAACAGGAAUGCACCAAGCCAAUCACUCUGUACAACAAGAGCUCCUGGAAGUUCCCGCACAGCAUGAUUCGCAUUGGUCUCGGUGAGUUUCCGAAGGUUUUAAGAACGUGUUUGAAACUAAUGAGAAAAGAAAAUAAGGCAAUGAACUGGAUGACAAGGAGACAAAUGUUUUCCAGGAAGCUUUAGUUUUAGAAAAAAGAGGCUUUUUUGAAAUAACAGUGGAGCAGUGAAGGCCGGAUUUUUGAGCCGAAAAAAAUUGGAUUUAAGCAAAAUAUGUUUUUUUUUUCAUUUUUCAACCUGUUUUUUUUCGAAAAAAAUAAGUACACAAUCCAAAGCUUUCUGAUUAGAAAAAGCAUUCGUUUUUCGUGCCGGAUUUUUCGAUGAUUACUUAAAGUUAAACUCGCUCCACUCAGCUACAUUUUGCUCUACCUUUUGUCAAAGAUCUUUUCAUUUGUUUUUUUCAGAUUGGUUUCUCCGACGGAAAGGACUGGCGACGUCGUCGCACUUGGAAUCCGGCGGUUUCGCUCGGACUUCGGACAAUUCAGAUCAUCCAGACCUGCAGUUUCACUUUUUGCCGUCGACGGUGCACGAUGACGGCCGCGUCACAGGGUCUUGCCACGGCUACCAGGUCUGGGCCACGUCUUCUCUUCAUUCGACAACGUCACAGGUUCACGUCGGUCCGAUGCGGUCGCAGUCGAAGGGCUACCUGAAACUCCAGGCGAAGGAUCCGCGGAGAGCUCCAAUCAUCAACCCCAAGUACAUGGAGUGCGACGAGGACUGGGUCGAGUUCAGGUGAUCUUUCAAUCUUUUGAAAAAGUUUUAAAGGGGCAUUCAAAGUUGUAUUUUGGAUUUCUGAGCUCGGAUAGCACGAAAAUGAUUUCAACAAGGGAAGCUCGAAAUUUUUCAUCUAUAUUUUAUGGUAUUUAGUCAUGUUUCAAGAUAUCUUUCACAAAAAAAACCAAAAAAAUUAAGGAGUAGCGUUCUUCCAACUUUUAAAAUGAACACAUUGCAUGAGGAUAAGUUAAGUUUGUGAAUUUCUGUAUUGGCGGAUUACAUCUUUUUUAAAUGUAAUGAGAAGCUGUAUCUGCCGUCCGCGGCGAUCAUUAGGGUUUUGUUUUCUAGGAAAGCAAUCCGCUUGUCCAGAGAACUUUUCGCUUCAAAAAGCUUCGACGAGUUCCGCGGGCGGGAGCUCGCCCCAGGUGUCGAGGUCCAGUCGGAUGCCGACAUCGACAAAUUUGUCAGGUGAGAACGGAAAAUUUCUUUUCAGCAAGGCAGUGAUUGAAAUUCUUAGUCAUACAAAAAAGAAUUGAAAUCAUUCUGUCACGUUUUUUUUUAACUUUUUUUUUUCAAAAGCAAAGUUCACAAAGUUUUCAAAAAAGGAGAAAAAUCGGCGAUUUAUCUCGAAAUAAACGUACAGAAGUUCAUUUUUCAGAGAAAAAUCAGCUUCGGCCUACCAUCCCUCGUGUACCUGCAAAAUGGGGGCCGAAAGUGACCGUAUGGCUGUGGUGAACCCGUUGACGAUGGAAGUGUACGGCACCGAAAACUUGAAGGUUUCAUUUGGGUUUUCUCACGUUUGAACUCUUUUUCGAAAUCAGAAAGAAGUAAGAUAGCCUCGCAAAUUUUUCCCACACCGAUAGUUCUUUGAAAAUUUGAACAGUUCUUCAGCUUCAAUUGUGUUUAAAUUGAUCUUUUAUGAAAAAAAUAAACAGAAAUGAAGUGUAGAAAGACUCGCGAGACAGUUAGUAGACGUGAACUCGAUUUGUAGAGAAGGUCAGCUAAUAUGUAGCAAGAUCUAUCUUAUUGAGAACAGAUAUUUUCACUAUUUGAAAUUUGAAAGUUUGGAUUAUUGUUGGAAAGGAAAUCUUGAAACUCGAAAGAAAAAAUGGAGAGUGCGUUAAGAAGUCUCAACCUUUCUAAUUUCUUAUUUUUCGAGAAACCUCGCCACUCGAAAGUGAAUCUUCUGGCCAUUUUGCAAGAAACUAGAACUUUUUUCUAAAAAUGAUAGUUUUGCAGUUUGAGAUUUCCGAUUUCCAGCUGGCUUAACAGAGCUAGAAUCAUAGCUGGAAAAAGACCGUCCCUGUGAGAAUUGUGCUUUUAACCCCUCAAAGUGUCAACCCGAGACUUUCUCAAGUUGAAAGGACUGAUGCUAGGUAGUCGACGCGAGUGUGAUGCCGUCGAUCGUGAGCGGCAACCUCAACGCCCCGACGAUGAUGCUCGCCGAACGUGCCGCCGACCUCAUCCAGCUCAAAAAGCCCUUGCCGCCAUCUGAGGCUCCUGUCUACACUCACAAAUGA